AACUACGUUUCAUCACUUAACUUGAACCAAUUGGUCAAUAACCAUGAUGCAAACCCCUUUUAUCCAGGAUGAGUUGCUAUAUAUAACACUGCUUCUUUCUUCGUGUGCAAUUCGAUUGGUGCAAUUGCAUAAGAGAAAGAGUUAUGGAAGCUACACAAAUUAGAGAAGAAAAUGGAGGGAGAAAGGGGGUUCAGGGAGGUGAUGCACAGAAAGAAAAUGAAGACAUUCUAAAGAAGAUCAUUGCAAGUCAUCCUUUGUAUGAAGUUCUGAUUGAAUCUCACAUCAACUGCUUGAAGGUGGGAUUGAACGGAGGUGGAGAGGUUGAUGCAACAACUGCUGCAUGGAAGAAGUUGGUCGACUCCAAGUCCAAAGCAACUUCUAGUCCUAACACUUCAGAGUUAGAUCACUUCAUGGAAGCGUAUUGCAUGGCACUGAGGAAGCUGAAGGAAGCGAUAGAAGAACCAACAAAAGAAACAAAUGCUUUCAUCAGAGCUACGUAUCUUCAACUAAAGGAACUCAAUCACCCAUAACUUUUUAUAAGCACUGCGAAUAUCGAUGAUGCUUUCUCUCGUUUGUGCAACUUUGUCGUUAGUUACUUACUUUAAUUAAUUAACUCGUUUUCUACGACAUCUACCCUCAACUAGUGCGUGUAGUAUUAUUAUUAUAUAUGUUCGUGUCGACAUUUAUAUGGUGUAUAUUAG
This is a messenger RNA of Cajanus cajan (pigeon pea), 701 nucleotides long. RefSeq names its product KNOX meinox protein (gene KNATM). Gene Ontology annotation, cellular component: nucleus. NCBI's taxonomy places the organism in Eukaryota, Viridiplantae, Streptophyta, Magnoliopsida, Fabales, Fabaceae. Gene Ontology annotation, molecular function: DNA binding. The record is from RefSeq and is a predicted model, not a curated record.